Molecule: messenger RNA, 1908 nt
Organism: Didymodactylos carnosus
Lineage: Eukaryota; Metazoa; Rotifera; Eurotatoria; Philodinida; Philodinidae
Source: the annotation of a GenBank genome assembly
AUGAUUACUACGUCGUCACAACGAACUACAACGGUUUUUAAUAGCUAUACCACCGUGAUAGCAGUUGAUGACCUGACUAGUUUACAUACAGAUCUAAAUACUACCACCCCCACCACGUUGACAAUCCAAAGCACUGCAGUUAUAAUAACGACUUUAUUAUCUACCACGACUGCAAGCACACUAUCUCCUUCUUCCCCACUACCGCCUUUGGCAUCCCAAACUACAAUUGCUACAACUGGCACCAUCACCACUACAACAACUACUCUAACCACAAGCUCAGCAUCAGAAUGUGUCUCAACUAUAUGGAAUCCAUAUGGACAGACAGUUGCUGGUCAACAAAAUGGAGCCGGCGGCAGUUAUCUGAAUCAGUUAAGUUCCCCUUCCGACAUAUUUUUAGACAAUAAUGAUAACAGCGUUUAUGUGGCCGAUUACGAUAAUAACCGCAUAGUUAAAUGGUUAGCCAAUGCAUUUUCUGGUGAACUUCUUUUCAGUCAUUCUAUACUUCCAUUGGCUCUGUCUGUUGAUCGAUCAAAUCAAAACGUUUUUUAUUCGGACUCAACUACGAAUAGCAUUCAUAAAUGGGACAAGACUACAAACUUGACUUCAAUAGUCAUUCGUGACGGACAUUUUACUAAAUGUUAUGGUUUAUUUAUUAACGGUGAAUACUUAUAUGUGUCGGAUCGUGGUGGCCAACGAGUUUUACGUUAUACAAUGGAAAAUUUAACAUCUGCUCUGCCAACUGUAGUAGCAGGGAGCGGAGAACAAGGAGUUGAAGAUAAUGAGUUAAACUUCCCGGAAGGAAUUUUUGUAGAUAAGGAUGGAACUGUAUAUGUGGCGGAUAAGGAAAAUAACAGGAUCCAAAAAUGGACGAAAGGAGCAAUGACAGGAGUUACAGUUGCCGGUGGUCUACGUCCAGGACCAGGACUGAAGGAGUUAAGAAAGCCAACAUCCGUCGUUGUCGACCAACGAGGAAAUAUUUUUGUUGCAGAUGCGGGAAAUUCACGCAUAGUUCUAUGGGCUGAGAAUGCUUUAGAAGGAACACUCGUCGUUGGCAAUGGUCACGGUCCAGCACCAAAUCAGUUAAAAUAUCCAAAAGGAAUUUGGCUUGAUUCACAAAUGAAUUUGUAUGUCAGUGAUCGAGAUAAUCACCGUGUACAACGAUAUAACAAUGACAAAAGUGGGUGUUCCAGUGAGUUAUAUUUAGAUGUACCAUCGCCCUCAACAGCAGCUUGUGUUCGUUAUAUAUGCAAGAAUUUGAAAGAAGAGUAUGAACAAAGUAUUUAUGCAUUCAAUCGUUGUUUAAUGAACGAAAAUGCUCUAAAUGAUAAAGAUGUUAAACAAUAUCAGACGAGUAUAGAUCAUGCUGAGCAUUCUGCAAAUCUAAGAACUGUACAUUUAGGCAACGAGGUUGUUCAUAGUAGUGCAUUUAUUCAAAAUUUAAAGGAUCAACUUGAAACUAUGUUUUCAAAUCUAGAAAGUAAAAGCAUAGAUGAUUUAUCAGUGAAAGUUAGUUUAGAUAAAAUAAAGCUUCUUUCAAACUCAUUUACAGAUAUUGAUUCUAAAUAUAAAAAAGCUUGUGAAUUAUUGGCAAAAAAAUUCGACGAUUUAGUUGAUUCAUUUCGACACUCGGUAUCGAAUCAUGAGUUUAACAAAUGUGCUGAAGAAAUAACAAAAUUAUCUCAAGCUCUAUCCAUUCUAGGAGAUCAUUUAAAGUGUACAGAUAUGGAGACAAAAUAUUCACUGUUGACAAAAUUUUUCCUUGACUAUUUAAGUAAUUCUGCUGAAAAACUAAAUCCUGUUUUUAAAAAAGAGAAAUUAGAAGACAAUGAUAUAACAAACUUAAAUAGCUGUGCAUGUAUGCUAGAAUCAGCUAAAAGUACAUAUACACUUCAACACAUAUUCCUAUAA